Meyerozyma guilliermondii ATCC 6260 is the source of this 807-nucleotide messenger RNA. RefSeq lists its product as uncharacterized. The record is from RefSeq and is a predicted model, not a curated record. Gene Ontology annotation, cellular component: cytoplasm. Gene Ontology annotation, molecular function: electron-transferring-flavoprotein dehydrogenase activity; flavin adenine dinucleotide binding. The transcript has a single exon. Lineage: Eukaryota; Fungi; Ascomycota; Pichiomycetes; Serinales; Debaryomycetaceae. The coding region runs from base 1 to 807 and encodes 268 amino acids.
AUGUUAACUCCAAAUGGACAGACUCAAUUAUUGACGUAUGACGUUUUGGUGAUAGCCAGUGGUACGAGAUAUGCAACUCCCACAUUCAAGCUUCUUGGUGACUAUUCUUUGACAAUCGAAAGUAUUGAGAAGGUUAACAAAGAGCUUAAAGCGGCUACUAAAAUUGCAGUCAUCGGGGGAGGACCUACUGGUGUGGAAACAGCUGGUGAGAUUGGCUAUGAAUACGGCAAAACAAAGACGAUUACGUUGUACACGGGCUCAAAGGGGCCGCUUUCUUACUUAGGUGAUCACAGAUCUAAACAGGCUGAACUAAAAUUGCAAAAAUUGGGAGUGAAAGUGGCUAACUCAGUGAGGCCACAUGUAAAAGAAGGUAAAGUUCUUACAUUUGAAGACGGAACAUCAGAAGAGUACGAUGUUGUGAUUGAGGCGAACGGAUUGCAGCCCAAUUCGGAUUUUUUGCCAGCUGAUGUUCUUGAUGAGUCUGGUUUUGUUCUCACUAACGAUUAUCUUCAGCUCAAGGACUUUCCCGAGGUUGUUGCUGGGGGAGAUAUCGUAUCUGGAACUGCAAGUGACCUUGUAACUUUUAACUAUGUACAGUGGGGCACUCUUCUGAAAACUUUGGACUACUUAUUUGAUAAGUCGCAGGAUCGGAGGAAGCCAAUGAAGCCAAUCAAAACAACUCAAUUCGUGCCUAUUUCUCGCGAGGGAGGAAUCGGAAUUUUAUUUGGUUGCGGAGUUCCAAAUUUCUUGGUAAGGAUGCUUAAGGCAAAGGACUUCAUGCUUAGCAAAGCUCAAGAGAACUUUUAA